Saccoglossus kowalevskii is the source of this 1133-nucleotide messenger RNA. Its product is annotated as MTRF1L release factor glutamine methyltransferase-like. NCBI's taxonomy places the organism in Eukaryota, Metazoa, Hemichordata, Enteropneusta, Harrimaniidae. Gene Ontology annotation, molecular function: protein methyltransferase activity; nucleic acid binding. Gene Ontology annotation, biological process: protein methylation. The record is from RefSeq and is a predicted model, not a curated record. Gene Ontology annotation, cellular component: mitochondrion.
AUGACAGAGGUAUCUGAACUGUAUGCAGCUGAGUUCACACAACCUCUGAGCUCAGAACAACUCAAUCUUAUUAAUGAACUAUGCAAGAAAAGACUACAACGAAUGCCUCUACAGUAUGUACUUGGUGAAUGGGAUUUCAGAGAUUUGACGUUGAAGCUACGACCUCCGGUUUUCAUACCUAGACCCGAAACAGAGGAAUUGGUUGAAAUGAUUUUACAGUAUCACCGACCGAGGAUUAACCUCCAUUUUUUAGAAGUCGGCUGCGGAAGUGGAGCGAUAUCGCUAUCACUUCUCCAUGAAAUACCUCAGGCGAUUGGUAUCGCUAUUGAUCAAAGCCAUGCUGCAGUCAAAUUAACAGAGCAUAAUGCUACAAGACUGAAUUUACACGAUAGACUAACAGUUCAUAACAUUGAAGUAGUCGACUCCUUCAAAAUACCUAACGAUAUUGCUGGACCUUACGAUGCUAUCAUCAGUAACCCACCUUAUAUAUUCCAUGACGACAUGAAAGACCUUGCUCCCGAAAUAUCCAGAUAUGAAGACACCAAAGCACUCCAUGGUGGUCAUGAUGGUUUAGAGGUAACAAAGAAUAUACUAAAGAUGGCAAGAUACUUAUUAAAGCACGAAGGGUCAAUAUGGUUUGAAUGUGACCCAAGACACCCAACAAUGAUCAAAUCAUGGCUUGAUAAUCAUCCAGAGACUGACGUUAAGUUUGUUGAUGUUGGUUAUGAUUUCUCAGAUAGAGCCAGAUUUUGUCACUUAAAGUAUAUUCCCACCAAAGUGAAGACAUAGACGAGGCAUGCAUUCAUUCAACAGUUUAGAUAUUUUAGAUUUUUCAAUAUUAAAUAACUGUGCCAAACAUAAUUUGAAUCACAGAUUUAUCAUCAGUGUUCAUAUACAAACACAGAUUCAGUACUAGACUUAACAAUGUAUCUAAACCACGGCUUCGCCUAAUGUACUACUAGAAAGGAUAGAACAUUAAUUAUUCACCGCAUUCAUUAUAUUUGUAUACAAUUGUAUUCAUAGACUCCUUAAAUUAGCAAAGAUACAGAUUUGCUGAAGUACCGGUACAACAUGUUUUACAUUAUGUGAUAUUGUGGUGUACAACUGAUGCAAUAAAAUGUUACUAUUACUAU